AUGAAUGAAAUCUUCUACUCAGGGCCUUAUACCAUAAAUAAUAGACCUAUAAUUCUUAAACUAUGGACUGUGGAUUUUGAUUUCAGUAAGGAAUUCCCUAUAACAAUUCCUCUCUGGGUGAAAUUUCCAAAACUUCUGAUGUCUUGCUGGGGGAAAGGCUCAUUGAGUAGAAUAGCUAGUGUCAUUGGAGUACCAAUAUAUGCUGAUGAAUGUACUGCUAAACAAACAAGGAUCUCUUAUGCUCGAAUGUUGAUUGAAGUGAAUGUUACUCAACCACUGCCUGAUAAGAUUACUGUUAUGGACCUUCAUGAGAAAGUGUUUGAGCAGGAGGUUCUAUAUGAUUGGAAACCUAAGUUUUUCCCUAAAUGCUCAAUGGUUGGACAUGUAUGCCAAACAAUGCAACAACAAACCUUUCAACUCCAGAAGAAGCAAGGCACUAGAAAAGUUGAACAAGAAUGGAAACCUACAGGUGUGAUCAGAGAGCCUGCUCCAGAAAUAAAAGAAGCUUCAGUGCAAAAACAAGUAGAGGAUAAGCCCUCCCAAGGUGCAAAAGGAAAAAUGGUUCAGGUGGACACAAAUUUAGAGAGAAGAAUAGCUGAAGUUCCUCAAAGCUCUACCAGCAGAAUUCAGAAUGGAGAAGUAGUAUAUAGCCCUGAACUGAACUUGACUGAUUUCCCACUUUUGGGAUCUUGGCCAAAGAAGAAUGCAUGGGGAAAUACUUCCAGAAGGCUCAGUGAAUAUGAUCAAGCACCUCCUGAUAAAGGAGAACAACCACACAGUACCUAA
This is a messenger RNA of Solanum dulcamara, 786 nucleotides long. RefSeq lists its product as uncharacterized. The coding region runs from base 1 to 786 and encodes 261 amino acids. The transcript has a single exon. The record is from RefSeq and is a predicted model, not a curated record. Lineage: Eukaryota; Viridiplantae; Streptophyta; Magnoliopsida; Solanales; Solanaceae.